Messenger RNA from Epinephelus fuscoguttatus (brown-marbled grouper), 7611 nucleotides. Its product is annotated as sia-alpha-2,3-Gal-beta-1,4-GlcNAc-R:alpha 2,8-sialyltransferase-like. NCBI's taxonomy places the organism in Eukaryota, Metazoa, Chordata, Actinopteri, Perciformes, Serranidae. The transcript is spliced from 4 exons. Gene Ontology annotation, biological process: oligosaccharide metabolic process; N-glycan processing. Gene Ontology annotation, molecular function: alpha-N-acetylneuraminate alpha-2,8-sialyltransferase activity. Bases 369 to 1490 code for a protein of 373 amino acids. The record is from RefSeq and is a predicted model, not a curated record.
UGGAGGUGAUGAUGCUGGUGGUGGGGGACGGGGCUUGUCUUUUCGCUGGCUGUAUGUGUUGACACGCACUUCUGCUCCAUCUCCAUGAUUAAAGCGGUAGCCUGGAGGGGAGUCGCAGCAGCGUGUGAAGCAGCAGCAGCAUUAGCAGCAGAAGAAGAAGCAGUCAGGGGGAAUGAGAGCGGACCGAGCCGAGGCAUCUUCACCAUGCAGCCGACUACCACCACCAGCCGUCCAUUUUAUACCAUUAUAUGAGCCCAUGAGCGCCAGUUUGUCUGUGUCUUGCAGACAGGCAGAGUGCAGACCCGGCGAUGACAACAUAGGCCAACGCCUCGCUGCAGCUACAUACAGGGAAUGAAAACGCUCCCAAGAUGGUCCGCAUCGCCAAGGCCCUGGGUUUGGUUAUUCUGUGCGUCGCUGUGCUCAUCCUGUCCCUCAUUAGCUAUGUGUCCCUGAGAAAAGACAGCCUCUUUACCUCCUCCAAAUAUUACAUGGGGGGUCCGAGGAUUAUGUUUCACGCUGGAUUUCGGUCUCAGUUUGCCAUGAACUUCCUGGAUCCCUCUUUCAUCCCCUUAACGAACGCCCUGAAUGAGGAGCUCCAAGGAAAACCGUCCAAAUGGAAGUUCAACAAGACGGCUUUUUAUCAGCAGAGGAAAGAUAUCUUCAGCUACAUCGACAUUCCCACCAACUUCUCCCUCACAAAGAACAGCGUACGUGUUGGCCAGCUGAUGCACUUUGACUACUCCAGCCACAAGUACGUCUUCUCCAUCAGCAACAACUUAAAAUCCCUGCUCCCCGACACCUCGCCAAUCCACAACAAGCAUUAUUCCAUGUGCGCCGUGGUGGGCAACAGCGGCAUCCUGACAGGAAGCCACUGUGGCCCAGAGAUCGACCAGGCCGACUUUGUCUUCCGCUGCAACUUCGCCCCCACGGAGGUCUACUCCAAGGAUGUGGGCAAGAAGACCAACCUGACCACCUUUAACCCCAGCAUCCUGGAGAGGUACUACAAUAACCUGCUGACCAUUCAGGACAGGAAUAAUUUCUUCCUCAACCUGAAGAAGCUGGAGGGAGCCAUCCUGUGGAUCCCUGCCUUUUUCCUUCAUACCUCAGCCACAGUAACCAGGACCCUGGUGGACUUCUUUGUGGAGCACAAGGGACAACUGAAAGUUGAACUGGCCUGGCCGGGAAACAUCAUGCACGAUGUCAACAAGUACUGGAAGACUAAAAACCUCUCCCCCAAGCGUCUCAGCACUGGGAUCCUCAUGUAUACACUGGCCUCCGCCAUGUGUGACGAGAUCCACCUCUACGGCUUCUGGCCCUUCGGCUGGGACCCCAACACGGGCAAGGAUCUGCCUUACCACUACUACGACAAGAAAGGGACCAAAUUCACCACCAAGUGGCAAGAGACCCACCAGCUGCCUAGCGAGUUCAAGCUGCUCUACAAGCUGCACAGGGAAGGCGUGAUCAGACUCAGCCUGACGCACUGCUCUUAGACACACAGUGGAUGGUUUUUAAAGAGGUGACUCCAGAGACACAGACACAUCUGCUCAGCUCAAACUUCUGUUGUGACCCACACUGCAUGAUAAGUGUUAAGUCAAUUUAUGACGCCCUCAUUCGACAGACACACACUCACAUUGCGCUGUAAUUUCACAUGAAGAUGUCACAGACUUUUCACAGCGUUGUUACUCAUUUAUUCGGUAUAUUGUCGUCUACAGCACUUCACAGUUAGGACUUUUUACGCUUCUCAGUUGCUUCCAUUACUCUCCUUUGCAUGGCUGCUGGCCGUGGCUAAACAGCUCAAACAGUUAACUGGAGUUUGCAGGGGGAUUCAACACAAACAGUCAAAUCUUCCAGUUCUGUAUAACACAGUGUUGAUUGAUUAUCGCCUUUUACAACAGUAUACUGAUUCUGUACACUGAAAUCACUGCCUAAUCUCAGGGAAGGAGUUAGAUCAGUGUUUUUUGUAAUCAGAUUCAACGCCUCAAGAGAGGUGCAGUUCCUGUUUUCAGGCCUUUUUCCCCCACGAGGUGUCAGACAAUCUGCACUGCUCUGAAAGAUGGUACUUGUUUACAAGACUGUACUUGUGUGUCUUUUAUCCUCUGUAGACAGUGUGACUGUCCACUUCAAAUUUUGUUGAGAUUCUUCAAAUUUUUGGAAUAAUAAUCGACAUUCCAACAAUAAGCCAUAAAUUCAUGGACAGACGAUGGUGUGUUGUCACUGAAACGCUGAAUUGUAGAGAGUGGUAUCGGCCUACAUUAGGUUCUGAGACUACAAGACAUUAAAAAAAAAAAAAUCUUCUAACAAGACUACGAGUCUAUAGCCACGCUAGCGGCUACAUUCAAGUCACAGGACUUCCAAAAAAUAAAUAUCCAAAAUGCCGUUUAACCACGCUUAUCAGGUAUUUCAUAUUUAUUAUUAAGUCCGUUGCACAGCAACAAAAAAUUAACCUUGUUUCAAAAGUUGCUAUCCUGAAAAUGACAUAUCUGCUUGCUUAUUUUGUUUGCUUAAAAUUUUUAAAUAAUCAAAAGUCUUGAUAAAAGACAAUCCUGCACACUGCUCUUGCUCAGCAUCACAAUUUAUUGGUUAUACUAAUGUUUUGGUGGCAGCACGGUGGUACAGUGGUUAGCAUUGUCGCCUCGUAGCAAGAGGGUUCCUGGGUGGAGGAUUGAAACCAGGAACCUCUGUGCGAGGUUUGCAUGUUCUCCUCAUGUCAGCAUGGGCUCUCUGGGUACUCCGGCUUCCUCCCACAGUCCAAAGACAUGCAGGUUAAUUGGUGACUCUAAAUUGACUGUAGCUGGGGCUUCGGUGGCUUAGUGGAUAGAGCAGGCACCCCAUGUACAAGCCUGUUGCAGCAGCGGCCUGGGUUCAAGUCCGGCCUAUGGCCUUUUGCUGCAUUUUAAAAUAGUUAAAAUAAAAUACUCAGUCGUGACAAAGAUAAGAGGGACUGAAACAUUAGUAUAACCAAUGAACUGUGAUGUAGUGUGCUGGAUCUUCUUUUUUCAAGAUGCAUCCGCAUCUGAGAUGGUUGGAUGUGCGUAUAUCCCCUUUAAAAAGAAAGAAAGAAACAUUAAUUAUAGACAAAUGUAAGUCAUGAUAAAAUUGUUUAAGUUUGACUAACUCUGUGCAAAUUAUGCAUUGGACAUUUCUUGGGAGGAUUUUUGAUUUACCUCAAAAGAGCGUUAAGUCCCAUUAAACGACCUCCUGGUUAUUUAUUUUGUCAGAAAAACAGAUGCAUAGUUCAUUAGAGUCACAAACUGGAGCUAAAGGUUCACUAGCUAUUUGUCAAUUUUUAAGUUUGUGUAUAAAGUCCUUCCUUCAUUCUCACCACUAGUUUGUUUAAAAUUUAGGCCACAGGCUCACUUGAUGACAGAAUGACAGGAAGUCACUGCUCCUGGCCGAGAAAUGAACCCCGAAAAAACACAAUUUGUUUUUUUUGUACAAAUUAAACAAAUGAGAUAUAACCUGCUCAUUGAAGAUUCUGGUAGUCAUAUUUUGUUGUCUUUGGAACGAGCCAAUCGAGCCUUUUCCGUAGUUUUUAGUCUUUAUGUUAAGCUAAGCUAAUUGGCUGCUCGCUCCAGCUUCUUAUUUAACAUACAGACAUGACAGUGGUGUUGAUCCUGUCACCUAACUCUUGCAAGAAAGGGAUGAAGCAUAUUGGCCAAACUGAAGUGUUGCUUUAAAACCGAAUAUAUUUCAAUAUAUUAUUUUCUUACACAGUUCAGAUGAGUCAAAUUCAGUAUGAUCUAUUUUAUCUUAAAUCUACACGUGUCAUAUAUUAGCAAGCUAACGUUAGCUUUGUCAGUUGGUUCAGUUAGCUACGCAGCAGUUACACCUGCAGUUUUAUAGGUGUAAAUAUUCACAGUAACUACUAAUAGUUUUAAGACCCAGUUAGCGUGCUGAAACCUGUUUUAAUUCAGUAAAUACAAGCUAAGUUUCAAUUAAUAGCUGCAACCAUCUCCUGUAAACACAACUGAUGGAUCAAUGAGAAUCAAGAAGACAGUUUUAUCAAUAUAAGCAGAGGGUAUCAGACUGUCUUGUGACCUAAAUCAUGGCGCUAGCGUGGCGAAAACAUCAGGAAAUACAACAGUUUGGACGGUUUCUUCAGCACCAAGAUGAUCUUGAGGUUUACCACUAUUUCAAUUACAUAAAUAUAUAUUAAAAACCUAAAGAAGAAAUACACUAUUUAUUAUAGAGCUUUUGUUGACUGGGGGGAAGUUAUUUAUUCGUCACGUCACCAUAUCAAAACCAAUAUUUGUGACAUAAAACAGAGAAAUGAAUGAAUGUUAUGUGCAUCUCGUAUACAGAGCAUGAUCCAUUUAAAUGACAUUGCAUGUGAGGCACUAACAAAUCUUUUAGGCUAGUUUUAUACAACCUUUUUGAAGAUUGUUUUGAGGGUAAAAAUUUAGUUUUUUGCUAUUGUUUGUACUCCUGAUGGUGUUUUCCUUACGAAUAUCACCAGUGUCUUUGUAUGAGAGGCAUUUGAAGGCUUAAAAAAAAACCAAAAGAACCCUAAUAUAAUAUAUUCCACAUGGGACCAAACCACUACAGAACAACUCAAAAAUGAACAAGCUUUAUUUUUUGUAACUGUAGAUAAUCUGGGGUUCUCAAAAACAGUCCGCCCUGUCAUGCCAGUCUGACUGGGUUGAACGCUGGCCACAUGACUUGUCUCAUGACUCUACAACAUGUGCUCCUUGAUGCAAACUCUGGCUCAGGCUGAGGUUUAAUACACAGAGCAACGCAGUCAUUCACACUUACCAUAUAAUAGUGUGCGCUUUUGUGCUCAUUCAGAUUUGGCGUGGUAGCCGCUUGUUUGCCAUCCAGUCCCACACAAAACGUCCUUCUGUCUCGUCUCCUUUGGGCAAGAUGAACAUUUUUUUGUGUCUCGUCUCAAAAUCACAGCGCAGUCACCACCAUGAAAACACAUAUCUGAUGGGAAAGUCUGAAUUAUAGGUCAUUUAAUUGAUGUCAUAGAUGUGAACAUUUAAGGAUAAUUUCUGUAGUCCUUUCCAUUAGGAAUGUUUUGUUGGUACACCAAAGACCAUGUGUUCAAAGUAGAAACGUUGAUAAAGAUUUAUUUGGUAUUUCUGGAAGCUGUAAGACGACUAACAACUUUUAUUGUAUAAGAAAUGGAGUAUUCCUUUUUUUGAUGUUGAAUUUAAUGGUAAAUAUCACUUUUCGUGGCACAAAAAUCAUUUUAAACUUAUCUGCUUUUUUGGUUUUAGCCAUUGUGGUGGAAUUUAUUUGUGACUCCAUGAAUGUCCUCGUAUAGAUUGGUUUGUUUGAAGAAUCCACUGACAUGAAUGCAGGACAUUUAAAGGUUUUCUCUUAAAGGGUAACUAUGGUAUCUUUCAACCUGGACCCUAUUUUCCCGUGUUUUUGUGUCUGAGUGAUCUAAUUUGAAGCAGCAGUUUUUAAAAAUUGGUCAGUAUUGAGCGAGAGGGCUGUGGACAACAACUGCAAAACAGGCUGCAAUGUAAACAGUUGGGGCAAUUGUGCGCCGUCAAUUUACGUCCACUAAUAGUGUUUGUUUUUGCCACUGACAGGCUCAGAUUGUUAUUUUAGGUGUCUGACAACAUUAUGGAAAGGAUCCUACAGAGACAGACCUUUUUGUUACAUAGUAAGACCCUUUUUUGCUUAAUCAGAAACAGCCCCAGAAUUGCAAUUGCCAAACCCACUAGACAAGGGGUAGGCAACUUGCUGCAUGUGGCUCUGUAGCUCCAGUGGCUCCCUGUGGCUUUAACCAAAAAUUAGGCUACAUGUAAAUGAAUCAAAGUUGUUUUUGAACAUUUUAAUUAUCAUUUAUCAUUGUUCUAGGCCUAAAGUGAUUCUUUUCACUAUCUAAUUGUAAAAAUGUGUAACCUUUAGGCCUACAACAAAUUUUAAAAAUGUUCGUAAACUAAAAUGUAAAUCAUAGCUAUGUCUACAGCCUGGCAUCCCUUCUUUAAAUUUUGCCGAACAUCAAGAGCGAUGGCUUGUCUUGAGUUUCCUUAGCGAAGCUAGCUGUGGAUUCCAAGUCCAGAAAGGAAAAGUCCUGGAGGAAAAUAUUGAAUUUAAUAGUGCAUAGACAGAUUUGUUUACUUUCGCUGCAGGGUACUAAAUAUUCAUAAACACCUAACAGCAGAGAAGUCACGUAACGGUAAAACAUAUUAAUGAUUAGACCUGUUAGUAAUGCUGAUAAGCUAAUUUAGACUUAAUAAGGCUGUGUUACCUUUCUUAUAAGGUUAAAAUAUAUUUUGCGGCUCCAGAUAGAUUUAAUACAUUUUUUUGGACCAAAAAUGGCUCUUAUUUUUAUCAUCGUAAAUCACACUUUAUCCAAAAUGAAAUUCACAAAGGCUGUCUUACUUAGUCAGUCCACUGUUUCAACAAUUACCAACUCUGGUUUGGUUGAAAUAAACUCUCAAUUCACACAAUUAGAUGUGAAAAUAUUCUGCCUCUAUACAUGCUAAAAUUAGUGUUAUUUGAAUUAAGUUUGGUGAGUGUUGCGAUAACAAAUUCGGCGCUGUUUCUAGUUAAACAAAAAGGAUUUUACUCUUACAAGAAGGUAGACCUCUGUUGGGAUCCUUUCCAUAACGUUGUCAGACACUUUAGCACUAUUUGGAUGGGACUAGUUUUACCUGGGCACGUGGGGUAAUGUCACUUUACCACAGGACGUCAGUAAUAUUAAUGGCCGAUUCACAUGGGAUAAGAAAUAUCAGUAAAACUACCACAAGUGGGAGGGGUAAAUCCAUUCACGCACCACCUUCCCCUCCUGCAGUCAUGUGUGUAUGAUAGGACUGUCAAAAGCACCAUGAAAUUGAAUUCGAAUAUGUUCGAAUUAAUUUAGUAGCGUUCGAAUAAUAUUAGAAUUUAUUAUUAUUAUUAUUAUUAUUAUUAUUAUUAUUUCAAUUUUUUAUUUAUUUAUUUUUUACAAAUAAAAAAAACACAAAAAAUAAGAUGCUUAUUGCUGGCGCAAUAUGAACGUGACACUCGGAUGAAAACACCCGUUCUGACCUCACUAUAGUGCCAGGUAUGACCAACUUCUGCCUCGCUAUCUAAGCAAUGUUUGGAUACUUCAGUGUGUAGUUUUCCACCACAAGAGUGGAUCUUGGUUGGCUCGUAGUGGUGUCUCAUUCUGGUAACGUAACGUUUCAUCUCUUCUUCAAAAAGGGUAGGCAGGGAGGCAGCAGGUGCAACACUCUCCCUGUAUGUCUCCCCGAACAGGUCACACAUCGCGGACAGUGCAGUGGGUGGUGUUGGCACAGCGGGCUCCUUCGUCGGUGCCUCUCCCUCUAUUUAAAUUUUUUGAAACUAUUGCUGCAUCCCUCUCUGGCCUGGCUUGUGCGCAAGCCAUCUCUGCCCAAACGGGAUUUGCCAUGGUAUACAACAUUAUUGAUAGUAUUAAUUAAUUAUUAAUGAUAUUUGAAUUAUCAAAUUUAGGUUCAAACUUAUAAAAAAUAUUUAUAUUCGAAUGUAUUUCGAACUUUGAAUUUUUUUUGACAGCCCUAAGUCACACAUAUUUACUGCUGGUCUAUUCGCAUGGGAUUCUUAUUACCUGAGGUAAUCUUCCGGGACCCUUUUACAGAAGGUAAAAGUCGCGGUAAUCUUUACUGACAUCGUGCGGUAAUGAUUACUGAC